GUGCGCCAGCGUCUGGAUGCCGCGUGGGCGCCACCUUCUUGUCGCUCGUGGCUCUCAGGAGUGGGAUCCCAAGCAGGGGCAGCUCUCAGGCUUCUUCUCAAAAGGCUGCCGGCUUCUCAGAAGAGCACAGACAAGCAUGCUGCUAACGUUCCCAUCACAAACGCUCCAGCUGCCGUUGCUGCCGGUCCCACUGCAGAGCGGCCAAAGAGAUAGAUCCGCAGCCCCCUCCAUGCAGGACAACUAGAGUGGCCAGCAGCCACAGACAGACACAGCAGGACAGCUAUCGAUCACUUCAGCUUCAUUUUUUUCUUCUUUUUUUCCCUUCCAGGAAAGUUUGAGGAAAGAGUCUGAAGAAGGGACUGACCAAACACUUUGUGAAAUUGCUCUUUAGAGAAGAUGCUCAGCUCCAGAAGAUUGUUUCAGCAGUGGAGUUUCGCUCUGUUCCUCCUCUGCUCCCCAGUUCCUCACUUUGGGAGACCUAUUGAUGCUCUCAGUGACCGAAUGAAGCGUUCCGUGACCCACGCCCAGCUGAUGCACGACAGGGGCCGCACGCUGCAGGACUUAAAGCGGCGCAUGUGGCUGCAGGAGCUGCUGGACGAGGUGCACACGGCGGAGGUCCGUGAGCUUCCAGCACGCGGCGGGGGCGGUGGGGGCAACAGCAGCGGAGGCAGUAGCUCCGGGAUCAGCACUGGGAUCAGUGGGAGCACCCUGCACCCCAAGCCUGCUGGCAGCACCAAGAACUACCCCAUGGGCUUCCCAGUGGACGAGGAAGGAACCAACCUGCCUCAGGAGACCAAUAAGUCGCAGACAUACAAGGACCAGCCACUGAAGGUGGCCGGCAAGAAGAAGAAGAAGGGGCGCUCGGGGAAACGGAGGGAGAGUGAGAAGAGGAAGCGGCGGGCCCGAUCGCUCAGCAAUCACCAGCUUGAGAUUGGCCCCCACCUGGAGUGGAGGUCACACUUACGCCUGCAGGGGGCGCUGCACUAAGACGCCGUCAGUUUCUGACAAAGAUACCUAAAGACAUUUGAACCGGACACCUACAGACUCAUGUUGCAGUAUUCUGUAAUAGUGAUUGUUUGGAGAGUAAUAAGGAAAAUAUUUAUUGUUUGUAAAUAUCUGAAAUGCAUCUGAACAAUGAUAAUUAUGACAGUAAUAAACCUUAGUUAAUGCUCCAUGGAGCUUCAGAUGUUGGUCUUUGUGAAUAUUUCCUUUUUUGUUAGGGGUACGCCAAUUAUAAAUGUCAGAUUUGCGUAAUUUAUUUUGUUUGAAUGGUGUAUUUAUUUUGUAAAUGUAUCACGGUGCUGCUGACUUUCUAUAUUUUUGUAACAUAAUGCACUUUAGAUAUAUAAAUAUAUAUCAAGUAAUUUUGUUAAUUGACCUAAUAAAGUGUUCUCUUUUUGUGGUUGAUUUCAGUGAAGAAAACAAUUGGCCCUCCAUUCUGCUGUUUUUCCAUAGCCUGGCUGCCUCUGAAGCCGUUCCUCCUCCCUGCCUUUCACUUUCUCCUGUUUCACGUCACCUGUCUCCCUCAGCUUUGUCACUUGCUCUUGUUCCAUCAUUUCCAUCCUCUGUUUGUACAAGACAGUCAUGUACAUAAACGUAACAAAUCAAUAUUGCUCAGCACUUGCACUGAGAGAACACCCUAUUUUUUAAAUGAUUAAACAUUUAAUAGUAA
Messenger RNA from Paramormyrops kingsleyae, 1672 nucleotides. It is a transcript of the gene pthlha, whose product is annotated as parathyroid hormone-like hormone a. Lineage: Eukaryota; Metazoa; Chordata; Actinopteri; Osteoglossiformes; Mormyridae. Gene Ontology annotation, biological process: bone mineralization. Gene Ontology annotation, molecular function: hormone activity. Gene Ontology annotation, cellular component: extracellular region. The record is from RefSeq and is a predicted model, not a curated record.